Messenger RNA from Hemibagrus wyckioides, 1579 nucleotides. Its product is annotated as matrix metalloproteinase-19-like. Gene Ontology annotation, molecular function: zinc ion binding; metalloendopeptidase activity. Gene Ontology annotation, biological process: proteolysis; collagen catabolic process; extracellular matrix organization. Bases 185 to 1579 code for a protein of 464 amino acids. Lineage: Eukaryota; Metazoa; Chordata; Actinopteri; Siluriformes; Bagridae. The transcript has 9 exons. Gene Ontology annotation, cellular component: extracellular matrix. The record is from RefSeq and is a predicted model, not a curated record.
AAGCGCUCCAGGAUUUAGGCCCUUCGACAAAUCCGCACAAACAAGGACAACAGAAGCCAAACAGCUUAUGCUAAUAGAAUUUGAUCUGCAAGUAUUUUAUUGAACUGCGCUUUGCUCGUUUGCACGGUGGGAUAAUAGUGUGACACUGAAGAAGAGUGACAACUGCAAAGGUUUUCUAUGAAAUAUGUGGAGGUGUCAUGUGCUGAAGAUGGGUCAGGCUGUAAUGGUCCUUAUGCUGAUUUGGAUGCCGCUGUUUACUGUGUCACAUCUAGCAGAACUGGAGCAGGCUACAAGAUACUUAAAGCGAUACGGCUAUCUGUUUACAUCCCUGCAAGAGCAAGAACCGCAGCUGGAGCAAAUAACUGAAGCACUGGGAAUAUUCCAGAAAGUGACAGACCUACCAGUCACAGGCAGGUUGGACAAUGCUACGCUAGCCAUGAUGAAAAAGCCACGGUGUGGCGUUGAGGAUCACUUUAACAACAAAACUCUCAAAUAUCGAAUAUUGGGUUCCUGGCGUAAGAAGAAGCUGACUUAUCGUAUCUAUGGCUUUGCUCCUGGUCUGGGAACAGCUCAAACACGGGUAUCUAUAAAGGCAGCAUUCAAGUACUGGAGCGACGUUACACCUCUCCAGUUCUAUGAGGUCACUGAGGGAAACGCUGACAUCAAAAUGUCCUUCCACAAGAGGGACAACGUCUGCCCAGUGCCAUUUGAUGGACCAGGAGAUGUUCUGGCUCACGCUGAAGGUCCAGAAUCUGGCAUAGUGCACUUCGAUGCAGAGGAGCUGUGGACUGAGGGGCAAAGCUAUGGAGCAAAUCUGAGAAUUGUAGCAACCCAUGAGAUAGGCCACGCCCUGGGUUUAGACCAUUCGCAGUAUUCCAGCGCUCUCAUGGGCCCUGUAUACACUGGUUACCGUGACAACUUUCAGCUCCAUCCAGAUGAUAUCCGUGGAAUCCAGGCACUGUAUGGUAAACCAGAGGAACAACCUCCAGUAACCUUAGACUCAACUCCCCCUGAUCCCUGCACUGCCUCCCUGGAUGCUAUAAUGCUUGGGCCAUUGCACAAGACGUUUGCAUUCAGUGGAGAGUAUGUAUGGACGAUAUCUGAUGACGGCUAUAACACACCGAUACGGAUUAACAUCCUGUGGAAGGAACUGCCUGGUUAUUUAAAUGCUGCCGUGCAUUCGCAAAGGACCGGCAAGUCUUACUUUCUUAAAGGUGAUAAAGUUUGGAGGUAUUCUGGCUUUAAGUUGGACCACGGUUAUCCCAAACUGCUUGCUAUCCCUCCAAACAUUGAGGCUGCCUUUUACUUUCAAAGCAAUAAAAAACUCAUUUUUAUUAAGGGUUUCGAAUACUGGCAGUGGGAUGAACUGGGUUCCCCCGAUGAACUGAAACAAUUUCCUAAACCCCUCUCACAUCUCAUCCCUGGGUUACCAUCCAGUCCAGAUGCAGCAUUCACAUGGACUAAUGGUCAUGUUUACAUUUUCCAAGGAGACCAGUACUGGCGUUUAAGCCCCAGACACUUCAUCGAGAAGGGUUACCCGCUAAACAUGAGAGAACGCUGGAUGAAGUGUGGCCAUUAA